GCCGCGCUCGCACCAGCUGUUUCCCGCCUUGAGCCGCAGGCAGAGGCCGCCGGAGCCGGAGCCGGAGCCGGGCCCGGCCGCCCCCCAGCCGCUCCGGCAUGGAGUACUUCAUGGUGCCGGCCCAGAAGGUGCCGUCGCUGCAGCACUUCAGGAAAUCCGAGAAGGAGGUCAUCGGCGGGCUCUGCAGCUUGGCUAAUAUCCCGUUGACUCCGGAGACCCAGCGGGACCAGGAGCGGCGGAUACGCAGGGAAAUCGCCAACAGCAACGAGAGACGGCGGAUGCAGAGCAUCAAUGCUGGCUUCCAGUCUCUGAAAACCCUCAUCCCACACACGGAUGGGGAGAAGCUCAGCAAGGCAGCCAUCCUCCAGCAGACGGCUGAGUACAUCUUCUCCCUGGAGCAGGAGAAGACUCGGCUACUGCAGCAGAACACCCAGCUCAAGCGGUUCAUCCAGGAGUUCAGUGGCUCCUCCCCGAAACGACGACGGGCAGAGGACAAGGACGAGGGGAUCGGCUCACCAGACAUCUGGGAGGACGAGAAGGCUGAGGAUCUGCGGCGGGAGAUGAUCGAGCUCCGGCAGCAGCUGGACAAGGAGCGCUCGGUCCGCAUGAUGCUGGAGGAGCAGGUUCGCUCCCUGGAGGCCCACAUGUACCCUGAGAAGCUGAAGGUGAUCGCUCAGCAAGUGCAGCUCCAGCAGCAGCAGGAGCAGGUGAGGUUGCUGCACCAGGAGAAGCUAGAGCGUGAGCAGCAGAUCCGAACCCAGCUCCUGCCAUCACAUGCUCCCCCAGCGCCCACUCACCACCCCACUGUGAUCGUUCCAGCGCCGCCUCCCUCCCAUCACGUCACCGUGGUCACCAUGGGCCCGUCCUCAGUCAUCAACACAGUUUCCACGUCUCGGCAAAACCUUGACACCAUCGUUCAGGUAAGGGGGGCACCGGGGAGGAUGGUGGCAGGGGUGCUUUGGGGGUGUCCCUCACCCUGCUGGGUGCAUCAGAAGAGGGUACAUGAUGUCCUCAUGGGCGGCGGUUGCCCUCGGCAGGCGAUCCAGCACAUCGAGGGGACGCAGGAGAAGCAACUGCAGGAAGAGGAGCAGAGACGUGCUGUCAUCGUGACGCCGGCACGCACCUGCCACGAGCCCUCUGCCUCCGACACUGCCUCCGACACCGAGGGCAACGACAGUGACUCCAUGGACCAGAGCAAAGAAGAGCCCUCGGGGGACGGGGAGCUGCCCUGACACCCCCCGGCUGGCAGCCGGGUUGGGGACCGGGGCGGGGGGGGAAUGUCAGAGAAUAUGCUGAGAUUUUUACAAAAUACAACGCGAUUUGGGUCUCUUUUAUGACCUUUUCCCAAUACUGUAAAGCUGAGCGCUAGAGGCAGGCAAAGGUCACCCUGCAGCUCC
Molecule: messenger RNA, 1397 nt
Organism: Melopsittacus undulatus (budgerigar)
Lineage: Eukaryota; Metazoa; Chordata; Aves; Psittaciformes; Psittaculidae
Gene: TFAP4
Product: transcription factor AP-4
Exons: 6
Coding region: 99-1232 (377 amino acids)
Biological process (GO): regulation of transcription by RNA polymerase II
Cellular component (GO): nucleus
Molecular function (GO): RNA polymerase II cis-regulatory region sequence-specific DNA binding; DNA-binding transcription factor activity, RNA polymerase II-specific; protein dimerization activity
Source: RefSeq, a predicted model, not a curated record